AUGUGGGACUUGGUGUUGGGCGUGCGCCUGGAGAUGGACUUCGACCAGUUCUUCCAGCGAGAAGAUGCCGGCCAGCAGCUGGGCCGCUGGCGGGAGGCCAUCGCGACGAAGGUGCUUGGAGUCUCCCCGUGGCAGCUCCAACUGCAGCGGGUGAGGAGGGGCUCUUUGGAUCUCGAGUUUGUGGUGGAGGGCAGCGGCAUCAGCGACGAAGAGCUGCGGCGCCGUCUCAGCCGCGAGGCGGAUCGCCUCCGCGCCCUCUUCCAAGAGCCCGUGAUGGAGGUGCGCGUGGGAGCAGAUCAGCGACCAGCCCGGGCUGCGACAAUGCUGGAGCAGGAUUAUCUUAUCCUACCGGUCGUUGGGCUGCAUAUGCAGUGCAACAUGAACUACAACGUCAACAUGCACGAGGUUCAGAGAUGGGCUUGGCGUCGGCCAAGACUGUGGAGGGGGCUAGCGGGGCGUCUGAUCAUCUCCAACGCGGACCACUUGGGCAAAACUGAGCUGCGACCGCAUCGACAACGCGCUCUGCGAUUGCGUGCGGAGCUCGGAGGGCGGCGAGCAGUGCACUCGACCGGCGGCAUGGCACCGCCAUGGCCGGCGCCGGAAAUUUCAAGUGGCGAAAGCAUUGUUGGCCCUUCACCCGCUGCCUGUGGCUCGGUGACCCCAAGCCUGGCCCAGCGCCUGCUGGGUCCGGAGGCAGAGACGUCAUCGACAACUGCCUGGAAAAGCCAAACAGCAGAUAGUUUGGGCUGCGAGCUUCUGCCGGCAGUCUUGCACUGCUACCUGCGUGGCGCCACUGGAGGCUGCGUCAAUCUUGCCCGCAUCGGGCGCUCAGAGUUCCUGGCCACGCUUGAGCGCCUUGGCGAUGGUGAUGCUGUCUCUUUUGCGUUGGCAGCCCUGAUGAAAGUGCCUAAAGCGGUUCUGAGCGAGUACGAAAAGGAGCUGGUGCAGCUCAUCUCGCGUGGAUACGAAGGGCUGCGUGAGCACGGAGCCAGGCAGAGGCUGGAGGACGCGGGAGAAGACGUCGAGGCACAGAUGGCGUCGUUGGAAGAUACCCUGGUCAAGUUCACGCAAAAGAUGUGCGGCGCCGCGGACAGCGCCGUUGCCAAGCCCAGCGAAUCGGCAGCUGACGACGACACUCUGAGGCAGUACUUUCAAGACUGCCAGCUGGGCUCCACAACGCCGCGUUGGCUGAAGUUGGCGCUGGAUUGCCAACCGUCCUAG
Effrenium voratum is the source of this 1221-nucleotide messenger RNA. Lineage: Eukaryota; Dinophyceae; Suessiales; Symbiodiniaceae. The record is from the annotation of a GenBank genome assembly.